UCUAAGAGACGGGAAUCAACUAUAUGCCUUUUUUUAGGAACUACCCUCCAAACAAUUUUCACUUCUCUAUUCAUCAAAAAAAAAAAAUGUACAACACGUUUUUGCGCAACUGGCCUCACCGAAUAACUACUUGCAACAGAACAAAGUAUGUAACUCCUAGAGCAAGACACUAACCCAUAUCACACUAAUCGAAUAACCCCUAUAACACUGUGUGGCCACCGACAUAAAAGAGUAAGACCUUGUUUUUUAAGCUUCUAAGCAAAGAAGAGAAUAUCAUAUUUCAGCAGAGCAGAACAAGUGCCAGCAAAUUAUUAAUACUCAGUAGAACAGAGCUAAGCAGGGUUGAACAGAGCCGACCAGUCCAAAAUCGACCAUAUAUAUCCUGUGCAUUUUGUACGGAUACACGGAUACACUCUAGUUAUAAAAAGUAAUUGGAGAAGCGAACAAAAGGCACAAUUGCUUUUGAAGGAAUUCACUUAAUAAAUUGUUGGAGGUUAAGAAAUACUUAAAUGAAAAAAAAUAAAUGGAAGACUUAAAUAAAAAAAAUAAAUGAAAAAAAAAUAAGUGGAGGUUAACCAACUUCUAAAAUACAAAAAAAUGGUUUAAAAAAAAAUACAAACAAAUCAUACUUAUAUUCUACGAACCAAAUAACCCAAUACUUUUUAAACAGGUUUACUUAAAAUCCACCCUCUCCUAUAAUUAGACAAUAAUACAAAGACCCGCCCAUUUAUUUAUUAGACGGAUCUAACCCGUAUUAUAAUUGUGGCGGUUCAUUGCUUUUAAAAGGCAUACAACCCUACCUCUCUCAGAGUCUAAGUCAGUUUUAGCUUUCAGUUAUUUAUUGAACCGCGCACUCAACGUUCUCCAUUGAAGUUCUCCGUUGAAUCUAAUUCUUGUACCCCCCAUUGAAGCAGCUUCUAAGGUGCUUUUUGAAAAAAAGUAAGUUUAAAAUCUCAAGGGAUUGAAGAGUAUAAAGUUAGUUGUUGGUGUCUUAGAGGAUGGUUAAUCAAGAAAAGAACUUUGGGCUUUUAUGCGAGGAUUUGUUGGUUAACAUUUUCUGCAGACUCCAUGUGAAAGAUCUUCUGAAGUGCAAGUGUGUGUCAAAAGAAUGGCUGACAGUAGUCUCCCAAGUUUGUAUUCCCAUGUUGUCAGCUAAGGAUCCUCCUGUUUCUGGAGUUUAUUAUCGUGCUAUUCGAGAUCGUGGCUUGCCUUAUGUAACAACAACCUGUCCUCAAGACAAAAAAAAAUAUUUGCAGCACCUGGUGGCCUAUAGUGAUUCUAUUCAUUAUGUUGACAGCGCUCCUCUGGAACCACACUUCAUGCCUUUUUCCAGCGCCAGAAGCUAUUCAGAUGAAAAAGCUGAUUCAUAUGGAAUGUCACUUUCAAGUUUAUUGCCAUUUGAUCAUCGUGGUGCCAAUUUCUUGGACUGUUGUAAUGGCUUAGUUUUGUUUGUUCAACGUCCUAAACCCCUGUUUUACGUGUGUAAUCCUGUAAUAGGACAAUGCGUGUCUGUCCCUCCACCUCCUCCUUCAAUCCAGUUGUCGUCCCUCUACGCAUCAUUAGCUUUUGACCCUUCCGAGUCCAUUCACUACAGAGUGGUCAUUUCAUCUCUUAGCAACCAGCCACAGUGUAUCCAUUUAUUUGAUUCCCAAACUGGAGAGUGGAAGUCGUACGAGGUGAAAAUAGAGCUGCCUCCUUUUGCUGAGUGUUUUAAGUUGCUCAGGCACUCUAUUUACUUGAGAGGUGUAGUGCAUAGAUUAUCCAUGUAUGGUGUGAUAAUAUCCUUUGACCUCAAAUGUAUGAAAGCCUGUGUAAUUAAUUGCCCAAGUCAGAAAAGUCCUCCUGCACAUCCAACAGAUGAAAAAGAUCAACCUCCGCCAGGAUGUAUUGGGGUGUCAAAUGGAUCUCUCUGUUAUGUCAGGAAUGAAGAUGGGUAUGUGUGUGUGUGGUUGCUUGACAAUCCCAAUGACUCCAGUGAAUGGAGUUUGAAGCAUAAGAUUUUCUUGCAAUACCUUUGGAAGUAUGCGCGAAAAAAUGACUGGUCUUCGCGUUAUGUCUGGUUGCGAUGUUGUUCUUUUCAUCCUACCUCUGACAUCUUAUUUAUGGGUUCUGCAAGUUCAAUCUUUAUGUAUCAUAUCGGAAGUGAUCUCUUUGAAGCAGUGCGGUAUUUAAACUUUUUUGAAUCGCAUUGUGGGGACUUUUUCCCUCUCUUUUUGCACAAAAAUGUAUUUGUCACGUUGAAGGACUGGUCCAGAGGUAUUACCAACGUUAUCGAUAACUAUGAAGACAUACAUGACCGUUGGUGUUACACAGAUCAGUGAUCAUUUAUUGAAGCAAAAAAAGAAUAAAAAUGAGAUGAAGCUUAUGGUUUGUUUCAGUUUGUCUGCCACAGGCGAUUUACUAGUGUUUUGGCAUUGCUUUAGAUUCAACAAUAAUGUUUGACAUGAAAUGUGUUUCUUCUUGUAGAAGUCUUCUAUCUCAGUUUUGAUGAAUAUUAUUUGGAAGCUCAUGAGCUCUUUAUUACUUGAUAGUAUUUUGAUUGACCUUGACCUCUUCAUGGUUGGUAUUCAAGAGAAGAAUAAUAGUGGGGACGUGGGGUAACUGGGGUGAAAACCUCUAAUUUGUUUUGAAUACAUCCAGUACCUACAGUGGGCAUAGCAAGUUCAUGACUACCUUCAAACUUGAGAGAGUGACACAGUUCAGUUUGGAAUAAGGAGCGGCUUCUGCUGUUCAUAGUGAGGGUGCAGGCAAAAGUACCAUCUCGGUUUCAAUCACCAACUUGGAGGCACCAUCUAUGCUCAAUUUCAACGAGCUUAAGUCUCUUGCAGACACUAUCUAUGCUCAAUUUUAGCUAUGAUAGUGUCAGAGGCCUAGCUUGGUUUUAGUGGAAUGGUGGCAAAGCUUAGAUUCUUAUUUCAGUACCUGAAUGUUACUUGAUCUUGAGGUGGUUGAGGAGAUUGUGUCUUGAAUAAGAAUGAAAGACUUUAACCAUACUUGCUGCUACAAGAUUUCAUUUAUUAAUUAUAUUUUAAAAAAAAAUCCCGUGUUUAUGUGUUCUUUUUCAAUGAGUUAGUUGUAUGCAUUGUAAAUUUGUAAGCCA
Messenger RNA from Chenopodium quinoa (quinoa), 3100 nucleotides. Its product is annotated as F-box protein At5g62510-like. The coding region runs from base 999 to 2321 and encodes 440 amino acids. The record is from RefSeq and is a predicted model, not a curated record. The transcript is spliced from 3 exons. Gene Ontology annotation, molecular function: protein binding. Lineage: Eukaryota; Viridiplantae; Streptophyta; Magnoliopsida; Caryophyllales; Amaranthaceae.